Molecule: messenger RNA, 969 nt
Organism: Trichophyton rubrum CBS 118892
Lineage: Eukaryota; Fungi; Ascomycota; Eurotiomycetes; Onygenales; Arthrodermataceae
Exons: 2
Coding region: 1-969 (322 amino acids)
Source: RefSeq, a predicted model, not a curated record
AUGGGCUGGUUUUGGGGCAACUCUUCGUCUUCCGACGCUGACCCGACAAAGAAGCUGGAUCCCAGCUUGCGAGAGUACCUCGAACAGGAGUCUCCGGCCAAAUAUACGCCCACAGCAGCUGGCAUAAAACCGCAGCAGCAGAAGCAGUCGCAAGAGAAGGCGUCUACAGAGUCCGCUAGCUCGCAAGAUCGAACAGCUGAAGCUGCAAGUCCCGUUCCCUCUGCUUCGCUUUUCCCGGACGGACGAUAUGCACACAUAUGGAAAGACUACAAGACCCUGGAGGAGAUCGAAGGACCCAGCAUCUCACCGGCGGAAAGGGUAGUUGAACAGUUUAAACAACGAAAGGACGUGCUGAAUAGAGCUGCAUUGGAGAAUUGCUCGGAAGAGCAUGAGGAUCUAUCGUUGUGUUUCAAGAGGGGGACGUUUGCAGACAAGAUCAAGGCGCGGUUGACCAUGUGUGGAGAGCAGAAUGCGCGCUUCUCGAGGUGUUAUACAAUGCAGUCUAAAUUCCUCCAAGCUCUAGGGUACGGCUCCUCGUUUGUAUGGGACAUGGAGAAGGAAGAGCGGAUCCAGAUGCAUGCGGACAAACUAUACCAUCGUAUGUUGGACUACGAAAGAAAGGUGGCUGAAGCAAAAGAAGCCGGCCGUGAACCUCCACAUCCAAAGUCUCUAUUCAAGUCAGAAGCAGAGAUAGCGGCAUCCGAACAGUCUGGCCGGCCGGAUGACGAGUGUCUCAUACCGGGUGGAGAGGGCUUGCCGGCUGGGGCAAAGCCAUAUAAGCCGUUGAAGGAGAUGACACCACACGAGCGGGAGCUGGAGGUGCAGUCUUUGAAACAACAGAUGGCUCAACGAGAUGUUUACAUGAAGGAGGUGGCACCGGUACUGAAGGCCGAAGAGGAGGCGAAGAAUAAACGAAGAGAAAAGUUCUCCAGCUGGUUUGGAGAGACCAUCGGGAGCUGGCUAGCAUGA